Messenger RNA from Prunus armeniaca (apricot), 195 nucleotides. The record is from the annotation of a GenBank genome assembly. Lineage: Eukaryota; Viridiplantae; Streptophyta; Magnoliopsida; Rosales; Rosaceae.
AUGUCAAAUCUUGCUAAGAUUGAUUUCACUGCACUAGAUAUUUUUGGCAAGAACUAUCUAAUGUGGGUUCUCAAUGGGGAAAUUCAUCUGCAUGUGAAUAACAUGGGAAAUAUCAUCAAGCAAGGAAAUCAAGCAUCCAUGCAGGAUCGCGCAGAAGCAAUGAUUUUCCUUGUUGUCAUCUUUGUGGAGGAUUGA